UAGGUGGAUGCUGAGCAGUACUAUGGGGAGCUAGAGGAGAAACUGACAGAUGAGUUUAAUGCUGAACGCAGCCGGAUUGCUCUCAAGCGUCUUGACAUGGCCUUCGUCACAUUCCAGGAUGAAAGAAUGACAGCCACUAUUUUAAAGGAUUACAGUCGCAUCCGCUGCCGCAAGCAUCCACAACAGUCAUCUGUUACUACAGUGGUGAAAUCCCAUUGCUGGGGUGUCAGCUAUGCCCCUGCGCCCAAUGACAUCAUCUGGGAGAAUUUAUCUGUUGGUGGUGCUUUGUGGUGGGUGAAAUUUGUCCUGCUCAACAUCUGCCUUUUCCUCCUCCUCUUCUUCCUCACUACUCCAGCCAUCAUCGUGAACACCAUGGACAUGUUCAACGUUACACGGCCUGUGGAGAGCCUCAAGAACCCUAUUGUGACUCAAUUCUUCCCCACACUGCUGCUGUGGGCGUUUUCUGUGUUUCUGCCUUUCAUUGUGUACUACUCAGCUUUCUUCGAGACACAUUGGACCAGGUCAAGUGAAAAUCAGAUCACAAUGCACAAGUGUUAUUUCUUUCUGGUAUUUAUGGUUAUCAUCUUGCCUUCACUUGGACUGACCAGUUUGGAUCUCUUCUUUCGCUGGCUAUUUGACACUCACUUUGUGGAUCAAGCAGAGAUAAAAUUUCAGUGUGUUUUCCUUCCCGAUAAUGGUGCUUUCUUUGUCAACUAUGUUAUCACUUCCAGCCUGAUUGGGACAGCCAUGGAACUAUUACGAAUCCCUGGACUCAUUGUCUAUGCCACACGGCUCUGCUUUGCCAAGUCUGAACCUGAGCGGCUCCACAUCAAGCGGAAUCAAGCCUAUGAGUUCCAGUUUGGACUGGAGUAUGCCUGGACAUGCUGCAUAUUUGCUGUGGUGAUGACCUAUAGUAUCACCUGCCCCAUUAUUGUCCCAUUUGGUUUGCUGUACAUGCUACUGAAGCACAUGGUUGACCGCUACAAUAUUUACUACGUCUACAUCCCUACCAGGCUGAACCACCGUAUCCAUUCAGCAGCAGUAAACCAGGUGGUGACAGCGCCCAUUCUCUGCAUGUUUUGGCUGCUCUUCUUCUCCAUUCUGCGUCUAGGCUCUGUUCGUCCCAUUACCAUUUUCACCUGUGUGGUUCUUCUCUGCUGCAUUCCCUUUUCCUUCUUUGGUCUGUGCCUGAAGAAGUUUCAUCCAAGGAAACCUUCCAGCUAUCAGAUGUCAGAGCAGUCUGAUGGAGCUUUCAAUGAUACAGAAACAAGUAGCAUCUCUUCCACACCCAAUUCGAAUAUGUUUGUGGCCACUGUGCUUCAAGAGCCAGAAUUAAGUCUUACGCCAGCAGCUUCCCCAGCUCAUCAGUCUUAUGGCACGAUGGGAGGCCGCCUGGAGCAAGCAGAAAAUAUAGAGGAAGGUGGCAUGCCAAGUUUUGAAACAGAACUGGAAAACACAGAAGGCAAAUAUAGAACCGGACCCAUGCUGGACACCCAAACACAUUAUCAUUGAUUUCAUCCUGUCAAACCAAAGAUAGAUGGACAGAAGUGUUGAAUCUUCAGAAUGCUGGAAAGAAGCAUCAUAACCCAAAAUCUAAAAAGCCCCAAGCUGCUACACCAGAUAGUUUGGGGGAAAGACCUGAAGUUGUAAUUUGGACCAGAACCAGUCAGGCAGAUGGAUGAUGGGCCUUUUUAAGUCUUAACAUCUGUGGGUCAUGCUGUUAGAAUGGUGGAUGCAAAACAUUGAGAUGUUGAGCACAGAUACAGACUACUGAGAUAUUCUGAAGAGAUAGUGUUAUUUCUAUUCUAUACACCAGCUGCUUAGCAGCAUGUUCUAUACGUUACCUCUGUUCUGCUCCAGGUUGACAGACUGCCAUUGUUUGGCUCUUUCUGAGUAUUCUGGUAAAUCAUCUGAAUUCUCAGUUGUUCCAUAUUCUCUUCCUCCCUCUGCCCACUAUUUUGCUUUUUUUAAAAAAAUACUUUGGUCAUAUGAAGAUACUUCUCUAGCUUGAGCAAUCUUCUCAUGGCAGCAAAAAGAAAGAAAGGACUGUUUUGAUUUGAUCAGUGCAAUGUCCAUAAUAGCUGUGAUCCUUUCUAUAAACCAUUAGUGAAAGGGGUAAAGACAUAUGGAAUGCUGAGCAUCCUUGGAUAUACAUUCGCAAUCACUGCAAAUCUCAGUAUAUUGCCAACUGCAGAACCAAAGGCCUCUGUUUUCUGAAUGAUCGAAUAAUGCUUCUGCUGCAGUUACUGCUUUUUUCCAAAUCCAUUGCCUGUAAGAAAGAUUUCCCGGCUAAUUCGAUUGAAGUGACAAGCCUAACUUGUCUCUGUUUUUCGAGGCCUGCCUUUGGCUAGUUUCUGGCUUAGCAAGCAGAAGAAUGCUAUUUUCCAAUUUUGCAUUAUUUUGGAUCAGAUGAGGUGGAAACUUCCCCAUUCCUGGUUCAACAACAGAUUUCAAUAUGGGAGAAGGGGAAAAGGGAUUUCUAGUGCUAACAGGUAGAGCUAUGUGUAUAAAAAUCUGGCCCAGUUUCCUAUAAACCAGGGAUAGGAAAAAGUUGAUCAUCAGACAAUUUAAGGAAAGGCGAAAGGUUUAACCUAUGUCAACCAUAUAUUUUUUCUUUAAUAGGGGAAUUAUUUGUACAAUUGAAGAAGAACCAGAUUUAAACACAUGACUGUUCACUAAUCACAUCUAGAGUGGCAUUAAGUUGAUAGUAGAAACUGGAGUGAAGUGGCAGGUAGAGGUAAAGUCUCUGUCCUUAAAUAAUGCAUUGUCCUUUUUGCACCAGCAUGUUUGAGGUUGCCAAUUGCCAACUGGCAUGAUGUCCCAUGCCUAAAUUUGGAAAGUCCCAAAGAAGACAACUAAAUAAUACAUAUGCUUUUCAGAAUGGCUUUCUGUUAGACAUGUGCAUGGGAAUAGAUCAGUUUCCUUUCAAAGCUACCACUAUAAGAACAACACUACUUCUAAUUAAACUGCAUUCAAACAUUAACCAGUUAGAUCAUGGUCGGGAAUUUGUGUACCUUUCCUCCAGUAGAGAUGUACUGUAAUCCCAGGAAGUAUCAUCGAAGGUGAGGGAUACUGUAAGCUAGAGACACACAGGUUCUUCAAUCUGCAUUAGGCCAUUGUUUCUCACAGCACCAUUCUGCUAGUUCCUGGCUCUAAUGGAUUGUGUACUUUUCUCUUGAACUGUGUUGUAAGACCUACAAUGGAGCAAUCUGAAAAUGUCUAAGAGAUGAAUAAUGCUAUUAAAAAAUACAUAGAAGGGAAAGUUCAUAGGUGAUUUGAAGAAAAUCACCACCCUCUUUUUUCACAGGAUUCUUAUGCUUUGAAUAACUACCAAUCCUGUAAGUAAUAAGUGAAAUGUUCCUAACUUAAUGGAUGUUAUAAAUGGAGAAAACACACUGCAUAAUACUAAACUGCUGUACCGAA
Protobothrops mucrosquamatus (brown spotted pit viper) is the source of this 3423-nucleotide messenger RNA. RefSeq names its product transmembrane protein 63C (gene TMEM63C). The annotation marks the transcript as partial. The record is from RefSeq and is a predicted model, not a curated record. NCBI's taxonomy places the organism in Eukaryota, Metazoa, Chordata, Lepidosauria, Squamata, Viperidae. Gene Ontology annotation, cellular component: plasma membrane. Gene Ontology annotation, molecular function: calcium-activated cation channel activity. The transcript has 12 exons.